GUGAUGUUAGGGAUUGUUAAGUUUAAGUUAUGUUAGAUAGGUUUAAGUUAAGGUUAUUUUCGAGAUGGUUAAGUUGAGGUUGUAUGUGUUAGUUAAGAGAUGGUUAAUACAGGAGUUUGGUUAGAGAGAUGCUUGGUUUAGUUUAGUUUAGGCACUGAGCAAUGCGCUUGGUACCGCACGCACGACGCACUGUCGCAUUCGCGCGGUACCGCAGUCUGCGCGCCUCCAGUCUCACGGAUACAUAAUAUUAUGGUUUAUGUUACCAUAUAAACAAUGGGGCUUUCAUUUUGCCUAUUAUCCGUAAAACAGGAGCUUUGAAUCCUCCCACACGCAUCAAUGGAUGUCCGGUCGUCGGAAAGCUGUCCGGUAUAUGCCGGGCAGAGGAUGAACGGCUCCAGCUCCGGUAACGGAGGGAAGAUAUCCAAGAAGUCGCGGAGCAGAAAAGGCAAACGAGGCCGCAGAAGGAAGAGUAGGAAGAGCCGGAGCAACAAAUCCCCACCGCCGUAUUUACCUCCGGAGGCAGAAGAAGGAAACAUUGAAUAUAAGCUGAAGCUGGUGUCCCCGACGCCGCAGCGCUUCGAGCACCUGGCCACGCAGCUGAAGUGGCGGCUGCAGGAGGGCGGGGGCGAGGCGGUGUACCAGAUCGGGGUGGAGGACAACGGCAUGCUGGUGGGCCUCGGCCAGGAGGACAUGAAGGCCUCGCUACACACCCUGCAGAGGAUGGCCGAGAAGGUUGGAGCAGAUAUAACCGUCCUCAGAGAGAGGGAGGUGGAGUACAACUCAGACCGGAAGUCCAGAAAGAUCACUGAGGUUCUGGUGCGGAAGGUUCCAGAUGACCAACAGUUCCUGGACCUGCGGGUGGCGGUCCUGGGGAACGUGGACUCUGGGAAGUCCACCCUGCUGGGGGUCCUGACCCAGGGGGAGCUGGACAACGGGCGUGGCCGCGCUCGCCUCAACCUCUUCAGACACCUCCACGAGAUCCAGACGGGGCGCACCUCCAGCAUCAGCUUUGAGAUCCUGGGCUUCAACAGCAAGGGAGAGGUGGUGAACUACAGUGAUUCGCGCACGGCAGAGGAGAUCUGUGAGAACUCGUCUAAGAUGAUCACCUUCAUGGACCUGGCGGGCCACCACAAGUACCUGAAGACCACCAUCUUCGGCCUGCUCAGCUACGGACCCGACUUCGCCAUGCUGGUGGUCAGCGCCAACACCGGCAUAGCGGGGACCACCCGGGAGCACCUGGGCCUGGCCCUGGCCCUCAAGGUGCCCAUCUUCCUGGUGCUGAGCAAGGUGGACCUGUGCUCGCGCUCCACGGUGGAGCGCACCCUGAGGCAGCUGGAGCGCGUCCUGAAGCAGCCGGGCUGCAACAAGGUGCCCUUCCUCGUGACCGGGCCCGACGACGCCGUCACCGCCGCACAGCAGUUCACACAGUCCACCAGCAUCACCCCCAUCCUCCUGGUCUCCAGUGUGGGGGGGGAGGGGCUGAAACUCCUCCAGGAGUUCCUCAACAUCCUCCCUCCUCUGAGCAGCAGCCAGGAGCAGGAGGAGCUCAUGGAGCAGCCCACCGAGUUCCAGGUGGACGAGAUCUACUCUGUUCCUGAUGUUGGGACCGUGGUGGGGGGCACUCUGUACAGCGGGGUGUGCCGGGAGGGCGAGCGCCUCCUGGUGGGCCCUACGGACGCGGGGGGUUUCCUGCGGCUGCGGGUGGGCAGCAUCCAGAGGAACCGCUCCGGGUGUCGCCUGCUGCGGGCCGGCCAGGCCGCCACGCUGGCCCUGGGCAACUUCGACCGCUCGCUGCUACGCAAGGGCAUGGUGAUGGUGAGUCCCAGGGUGAACCCGACCAUCUGCUGUCAGUUUGAGGCGUCCAUCGUGCUCCUCUUCCACGCCAAGACCUUCCGCCGGGGGUCCCAGGUCACCGUGCACGUGGGCAACGUCCGACAGACCGCCACCGUUCUCUGCAUGCAGGGGAAGGAGGAGCUGCGUACGGGGGAGCGGGCGGUGGUUCGGUUCCGCUUCAUCAAGCACGCCGAGUACCUGCGGCUGGGAGCCAAGCUGCUCUUCAGAGAGGGCGUGGCUAAGGGCAUCGGUCACGUGACCCGGCUGCUUCCCGCCUCCAACAACCUAGACCAGAACCAGAACCAGCGACCUCAUAGGCACGACGCUGAGGGGGAGGGUCACCCCAACACCGACGCUACCCGCAAACCCCGCCCCCAUCCGUCAUCACCUCUCCAGUGAACUCUGACCUGGCUUA
This is a messenger RNA of Gadus chalcogrammus (walleye pollock), 2248 nucleotides long. Its product is annotated as GTP-binding protein 2-like. The transcript has 12 exons. Gene Ontology annotation, biological process: translational elongation. Bases 337 to 2232 code for a protein of 631 amino acids. Gene Ontology annotation, molecular function: translation elongation factor activity; GTP binding; GTPase activity. NCBI's taxonomy places the organism in Eukaryota, Metazoa, Chordata, Actinopteri, Gadiformes, Gadidae. The record is from RefSeq and is a predicted model, not a curated record.